Molecule: messenger RNA, 11158 nt
Organism: Ostrea edulis (European flat oyster)
Lineage: Eukaryota; Metazoa; Mollusca; Bivalvia; Ostreida; Ostreidae
Product: centromere protein F-like
Exons: 42
Coding region: 101-10072 (3323 amino acids)
Biological process (GO): neuromuscular synaptic transmission
Molecular function (GO): microtubule binding; kinase binding
Source: RefSeq, a predicted model, not a curated record
UCAAACAUCAGCCAGAUUGCCUCUUCAGUAACAUCUAGGAACUGUUGUAGUGAAGACCUGUUCUCCUUCCUCUGCCCAGGUUAAUUUAAUUAAUUACGUGAUGGAAUCGUGUCGUUCUGUUAAUUACUCGGAUAAUCAAUUAAUCCCUCCGUGUCACCUCCCCAUUUAUUCCACUCUAGGACACCUCAUUAAAAUUAUAGAAAAACUUAAGAAUCGAGACUAUGCCGUGCCAGACAUAAAUGAUGAUUCUAGGUGGCUAGAAUGUGAUAGGGGCUGGGAACCAAUGGAGGGAACUGGUGGGACCAGUCAAUCCAGACAAUUGUCUACUGUGGUAGGUACACUGGAAAUGGAGCUCAGAAAACUACAACAGUCCAAUGAGAGUCUGGCACAGGAGAACAUUAGUCAGCACCACAAUAUAAAGGCCUUGGAACAGAAACUGAAACCACUCAACGAGAAGAACAGGAGGUUUCUGGAAAAGAAUAUGGAGCUGACGAACAUUAACCGCAGUCUGAAGGACCAGCUGCAAAAUACAGUAGAGGAACAUAAGAAAACGAAGGACCAAUGUGACCAGAAUAAGAAGAGAAUAAAACAGCUGAUUCAGCAGCUUUCUCAGGAGAAAUUGGAGAAGGGAACACUAGAGCUACAAACCCAGCACUGUGUGGAGCUGAAACGGAAGUGUGCUGACCAAGAGAAGGCCCUGGAGGCUCUAAAACUUAGUGUACAGGAGAAAGACAGAAGAAUAGGGUUAGUGCAGCACAGAAAGAGGAAGAAAAAAGUCGUCAGGCCUCAAGAUAAGGGGGUGAAGGAGACAUUUUAUGGUUAUGAUGAAGAGGACACUUCUCUGAGCUCGGACAUUUCAUUGUCUCUGUCCACGGGGACUCUGUCGGAUGAGGAGCUGUGCGAGGAGUUAUCACGAUCGGAAAUAGAACAGAAUUAUCAGAAGCUGAUGAAGGAACACCUAGACCUCCAGAGACUGCAUGCCUUGUUGACCUCUAAGAGCGGAACUCACCUUGACCCAGAAAGAGAAAUCAGAUUGAGGGUUGAUCUUGAAACCAACCUUUUCCAGUCCCAGCGUCAACUGGAGAAGCUGACAGAAGAACUGACAAUCUCACAGAAGAAGCUGACAAUACUAGAGACCAGUAGAAAUGAGUUACUGGAGAAAAAUAACAAGCUAAAUGAAAAGCUGACAAAGAUGGAGGAGACCUGCAGCGACCUGAGACAGAAACUGGAGGAGUCCGGAGAUCUCGUGGAGACUCUGGAAUUCCAAGUCAUGGAAUAUCAGACAAUUCAUGUAGGAGCUCUUGAGACCAUCCCUGAAGAUCCGGCUGAAGCUUUUGAGACUAUCCCUGGGCAUUCCACAGAAAUGAACAAGGCAGGGCAUGGCUCCAGGAAGGCUGCAGCUGGGCCUGAAUUCGACCAAUAUGUCGAGUCCCUGGAGUCUUCAGUUCGUGACCUUCAGUCUAAAGUCAGUCGUCUUCAGCAGGAGAAUGCUGCCCUGAAGGAAUGCCCCAUCAGUGCCUCACCCUCACUGGAGGAGAGGGAAGCCCAGGAGGUCAUGACCCUGAAGGACACUCACACUCCAAAUUCACACUCACCCGAACAUCUACUCACUACUCGGUCAUCUCAAACUCAACCGUCAGAUUUCCCAAGAUCUCGCAGUGAAGACCUUCAUUCGGGUAAUACCAGUAAACAAACUUGCCCGAUUGAAAUUGCAAAACCUGACAUUGAUCAAAUUAGUAUUGUGAAUGUCGAUCCUCCAAUUCAAGCCGCAGAAAUUGCAAUUCCUCUAGAGGAGCCAGACAGUGCCGGAGAGACGAACGAAGACAGAUCCGAUGUCACCGAGGACUCAUAUGAGAGUCUAGAGAUGAGUCAAAUUGCUCACAUGAGUCCAGGUCAUGAUGUAAUGGCUUGCUCAGCUGAGAUCGUAGCUCUGAGACAUGAUUUAAAUCAGUCUCAGGAGGAGGUUUUAGGUUUGAGAACGCAGCUUGAGGAGAAAAUGUCCUUGAAGGCUGAUCUGUUGGAUGAGAGUGCUGAUUUGUACGAGUUGAGAUUAGAGGAAAUGAAACAUGUUUGUGUUACACUUCAAGACCGAGUGUACCAAGCAGAAACAGCGGAAAAACAACUCCGAGAAAAACUCAAACUUGCUGAGUACACAAUCAAUGAUCUCGAGAGCAGUGAAAACAGUGCUCGAGAAAAUCUUGAUGUGUUUAGAAAGUCAGAAAUGGAGUAUAAGAAAUCGCUGAGCAGCUGCCAGCAAAGAAUACACGAGCUCAAAGAGAUCAUCUUGGAUAAAGACAUCAGCGAGAACAAUCUCGCGGAUAAGGUGCAGUAUCUGGAAAAAGCUGAAGAGAUAGCUUCACAGAAAAUCACAGAUCUUGAGAUGCAGAAUCAGUUACUGGACCAGCGGCUCAAGCUGAAGGAGGAACUGGAAACUGACAUCAUGCUUGUCGAGACGCUGAAGGAGCAACUGAAAGAUCUGGAGGCUGAAAAUAAGGAACUCUCUGCUAAAGUUGCAGAGCUGGAAGAAAAUGAAGAAAUUCUCAAGAUCAACUGGAUGAAGGUUGCUGAGAAUGACUCCGGGAGGAUUCAGAGUUUGGAAGAAAAGGUGACUAAUCUGGAGGUACUGAACAUAGAUCUCAGAAAGAGGUUACGGGAACAGAGAGAGAAAUCGGACCCGCCCAACACCCCAUCGCUGGCGUCCGAACUGUCAGCGAGCGAGAGGGAGGAUGGUUCACUUCAGGAACAAGUCAGAUUACUACAGAUAGAACUCACCGAAACAGAGGAGAAAAAGAAUAACCAGAUCGAGAAACUACAGGAUAAAAUCGCCACUCUGAGGGAAAACGAGAUAAAACUGAGCGAGACCCUGGUUGAAAUGGAACAGAUGGAGAGAGAACUCCGACAAAGAAUGGCCAUGUAUGAACAGUCAUCAUCGUUUGACAAAAUAAAGCAGUAUGAAGGGAAAAUCCGAGAAAUGCAUCGAUCACGUGAGGACCUGCUGGACAGAAUGGACUCCAUGGAGGAACAUGAAGGAGAUUUGAAAAAGAGGCUGAAAGAGAUGGAAGAGCAGCAUGAGUGGAAGGUGAAUCAGUUUGAGAGGAAAGUGGAUCUGAUGGAGAGAGAGAUUGCACAAUAUAUUCAACAAGAGGAAGAGAUGACAUCGAGGAUCAUGGAGAUGGAGAAGCAGGAGGACGAACUGAUGGAGAAGGUCAACAAAUUGGAACUACAGUUAGAGGAGUCCGAGAAUGCGAGGGAGGAUUCGGAGCACGGGGAUCAGAGGUUAUCAGAGGAAAUGCAGGGACUGCAGAAAGAAAACAGUGAUCUGCAGGAGAAUCUGGAAAAUGUUAGCGAAGAGCUGGAGCAAAUCCGGAUUGAAAACAAUGAUCUCAACGAGAGGCUGAUUGAGUUAGAUUCGUAUGAACAAGAAUGUGAGGAGAAGAUGAAAGAAGUGGAAAGCAAAGCUAGUCUACUAGAGGACACAAAUUGUAAACUGAUGGAUCGCAUUACAGAGUUGGAAAGUGUGGAAAUAGAACUACGCAGCAAACUAGCAAAUUCAUCUGUGAAUGUUAAAUCUGAGUUAACUAGUUAUUCUGGUGUGGAUGAAAGUACAGAUACUGAUGAUUUAAAUGUUCCAACUGGCAGAAAACUCACAGGAAUGUUUGAGCGUCUCCAGGACUUAGAAUCUGAAAAUCAGAAUUACGUAGACCAACUCUGUAAUCUUCAAGGUGCAGAUGUUCUUAAUAAGAAACUCAACGAAAAAGUGAAACUGUUGGAAGAUUCGGAGGAGAAGCUGAUGGAGCGAGUGAUGGAACUGGAGGACCGGGAAGAUUUCCUGAAGAAAGAAAAUCAAAAACUACGAAAUUCUGUGACAUUAACAGAAGUUCCAGAUAUUCUAAUGGAAGUGUCAGAUCUGAGGGAAACAGUCGAAUUAUUAAAAAGGAAUUUAGAAAUGUUACGUAGUGAAAAUGAAGACUAUCAGGAAAAGAUAAGUGAAGCAGAGAAAACCAUUCAGAGUCUGCAGGGAGAACUCAGUGUGCAGAAAACAGAAAUGGAAAUCUCUGAGGCAAAAAUGACGGAAUUACAAACAUCCUUGAAGGAUGUAGAGGACAGUCUUCUGAAAGAAAAGCAAUGUGUUCAGAUUUUACAAGAUUCUGAGAAGAAUUUGUCGGUGAAAUUAGAUCAGGAAAGUUCACAUUCUGAGACACUAGAAACAGAACUUUCAGAGACAACAAAGAAAUUGAAGAUAAUGGAAAUGGAACAUGACACUAAAAUUUCAGAACUCAACGAAACUCUUGCUAGUCAACUGAACACUGUGUCAGAUUUGGAAAUUUCACUUUCUUAUUUCAAGCACAAUGAAAAAGAACACACUAAAAAAAUUUCAGAAUUAACAGAAGAAAAUAAUGCUUUGAUUAAACUAGUUAAAGUGAAGAAGGUUCGUGUGAAUAGCAACUCUGAAAGUGAAAGCGAAAAUACAGUUCUUCAGGAUUGUAAAAAUCAAAUGAAUUCAGAUCAAAAUGCAACACCCAUAAGUGCUCAAUCAACCCCUAUUAAAUCACAAAUAGACCCUUGUGCCAAAGCUGAAUUAAUUGGUGAUAUUUCAAAUAUAGUGGAUUCAGCCGAGGAAAAGAAAUGUGCCAACUGUGUUACGUUAAAUCAAAAACUAAGCGAACAAUCCAAACUACAUUCUGCUCUCCGGGAAUCUCUCACAGCGCUGGAAAAAGAAAUGAAGGAGAAAGAAAGGACUUGGAAAACUCUGUGUUCCAAAUGCCAAGGUGUGCUUAGUGACAUCUCCCCGACAGUGUUGUCCGAAACAGACAGUUUCUUUGGAUUAAACAAAACAGAAGAGUUCACCAAGAAAAUGCAGACUUUACAGGAAGGGUGUGAUGAAUUAACGUUGCAAGUGCGCGAAAAAAUGCUCAACUGUCGAGUGAAAGAGCUAGAGGAUGAAUUAGAGGAGUUCCGAAGAGUUCUACAGGAUAUUGUGCUGGAUAUUCAGAUCCGUUUCCAUGACGAAAUACAGGAGGUCAUUGAUGAGGUGCCUUGCACGUUUGAGCUCCCAGCAGGUAUGCCGGUGGUUUUGAACCCAGAGCUAGGAAAUGUCUUCAAGAAUCUGGUCCAUUGUGUUGCCUGCCUUACCAAGACUAAGGAUAGAUUCAGUGGUGGAAUUUCUACAAGGAAAACAGAAGUCGAGGAACUGAGUGAAAAAUCCCUUAAACAACAAGUCCAGGAGCUUCAGGAACGACUAGCCAAUAAUAACAAUGCUGGAGAAGUCCGGGAAAAUCCGGCUGAGCUGCUGACUAAGAUUGCUGAUCUGGAAGCCAUGAACAAAGAACUGGAGGAUCGCUUAGAAUCCACCCGACACGUCAAGUCGGAGUGGGAGCUGGAGAGUCCGGAAGAUGUGUUCCGUCAGAGAAUCUCAGAGCUGGAGAGGCUGGAGAAACACCUUAAACACCAAGUUUCUGAUUUGGAAAAAGACAGAGAAGAAUUACAUGAAAUUGCGAGGAGAGACAAAAAUACAAUCCAUGAACAAAACAUCCGCAUUCGUGAACUGCAGCUGUCGGAGAAGAACAUGAAAGAACAGCUGAACCGAUUGGAUGCAUCCGAGCAGAGUCUUUUCAACAAAGUGGAGGAGCUGGAAGACCAAAUAAGCAAAAUGGAGGAUCGGAUAUCUGAACUUACGAUAAUGGAAAUGAGAUUGAAGGAACUUGUUCGGAAAUAUAAACUUGAUGAGGAGGUGUGGCUAUCAAAGUCGGCAAAUUUAAACGAGACUUUGUCAGAGCUUUCAACAUCCGAGGCCCAACUUAGGCAGCAACUUGAAAAUGUGGAAAAAGAGAAAUUGAAUUUGUCUGAGAAAUCUGAGUACUUGGAGGAGAGACUGAAGGAGGUGGAAAAAGCAGAGAUGAACUUACUUCAGAGGACAAAAGACCAGGAAAACCGAGAGAUCAGUCUCAACAGGAAGUUGUCAGAAAUGCAGAUGGUGGGUUCCAAUGCGGAAAAAGAACUGGCAGGGUUACACAAUGCUAAUAUUGAGCUCUCCCAGCAGCUGAAUCACAUGAUGCAGGAGAAUGUGGCCAUUUCACAUCACAUGACACAACUUCAAAAUCAAAUAGCUGCUCUGGAUCAGCAAAAUGUUUCACUUCAUUCAGACUUGGAGAAGGUUAGCAAAGAGAAUAAUUCACUCCAGUCUUCAGGAAAAUCUUUGGACAAAGAGCUAGAAAACAGUAAGAUUAAGGAAGUGGGACUGGAGGGAAAACUUCGACAGAAGGAGGAAUCCGAGGAGCUGCUGAAGGAAAAGAUCGGAAAUCUACAGAGAAAUGAGAACCGAUUGAAGUACCGCAUCCAGCAGCUGGAGUCUGGAUCACAGAUGCCUGCCGAUUUGAGUCCUCUGCAGCGAGAAAAACUACCUCGCAAGUUAGAGGACUGUCAGAGGAGGAUUGUGGUCCUUCAGAAUCAGAAUGAACAACUUGGUAAUAAAUUACACGAGUAUCAAAAUCCCGAGGCCAAUGUUGUGAGAAUUCCCAGCGCAGAACUGCAGAGACUGAAGAGCAGGGAUGUAUUGAUGGAUCAGAAUGAGGCUGAGCUUCACGAAAUCGGAAAGCUCAACUCCCACCUACAGAGGACUGUGGAGCAACUGAGGAACGGAAAGGAUGCAUGUGGCCAUGAAGUUGAAGUGGAGACUUUGAAAAAUAGACUUCAAAAGAGCAGCAAAACAAUCUUGUUGCUGAGGACACUUCUAGAGGAGGGGCAGAUUUCUGAGGGGCGUGAUAUUAAUGAAGAAAUACUCAAAGACCUGAAUGUCCCCUCUCAUGCAAGAAGAGAGGGAACAGGUCGCCUGGCAGAGAGAAGGGUUAGAGAUCAAAGGUCAAAUCAGUCCAACCUUAUUGGACACCCUGUACCGGAGCUGGCAGAUCAGCUGAUGAGCUUGGACAAGAGCAGAGAACUCUUGUAUGAUCAGUCUGAUGCCAGCCUCAUGAAGACAGAAGUAAUUCCUAAGGUGGAAAGGAGCGAGGCGAAUUUAUUGGUCACUGAUAAUGGUCACGUGAUAAUGGACCUUUAUAAGGAUGUACAGGGUUUACGAGAGAAAAAUCCCUACAGCUUGAUAUCAAAUGAGGAUCGGCAACGUAGGGUUGAUGACUUUAUCAGCCGUCUAGAAAAGGACGAGCUGUUUUUACCCCAGGAAGAAGCUCACUGGCGGCAAGUGGAGUCCCGAGUUUCCCAUGCCGCCACCGAGGAGCGAUGGAUCCAUGUCGGGAAAGCCACCAGUUUACAUUCCAGUGUACCAAACCGGUCCCACCAAACCAGCAAUGAGGAGCUGGUACUGGGAUUGACCCUCCCAUCAGAAUCGGAGAGUCAGCAAUUAACACAGAAUGACACAGAUUCCAGCGGAAAUAGUCCCGCCACAAAACGAAGAAAAUUUCGUCCGGUCAACGGAACAGAGCCCCACAUGACCCCAUCCUCAACUCAUGGCACAAAUAAUUUCGAAGCCCCUCAUUACCUGAUGCCCAUCGAUCAUGACAACAUGGACAGGGAGGGGGCAGAACCCAAUAUGUCGUACAUGACAGAGGAGUACAGAUUAAUGUCUCCUCCAAUCAGGACAGAGAGUCUACCGGAUAGUGGGCACGGAACCACCUCUGUCGCCUCCACCGGCAAAUCACAGCUUUCUCUCAAAGAGAAAAUUGCAGAGAUUGGAAAAUCAUUACAGAAACGCCCUCUGUCUGGAUUCAGCGACUCGGAUGAUUCGGAUUCCUUGCUACUGUGGAAAUCCAAGGCAAGUGAUUCCUUUCGAAGAUUAGAAGAUGCUGAGAAAGAAUCCAAAUAUUUCAAAGAGGAGAUAAAUAAAUUAGAGCAGGAAGUAGAAUCAAAGACUAGAUAUAUCCUUAUCUUAGAGGACUUCAUAGAAAAAUUAAAAGCCCUGCUGGAUCUUAAGGAUUCUAAAUCUGACAGGGAGUUGGUUCAGAUCCUAGAGGCAGAACUGGUCAAGACAAUGGAGGAACUUCAAGAUUCUGGGUGUGAAAGGCAGGAUUUGAACCGGGAUCCAGUGGCACUAAACACCGAACUAGCAAAGAAGAACCGGGAACUUACAGCAAAGAGAAAUGAGGUGGACAGCUUGAUGCGAGAACUUCGUCAGUGGCAGGAUGAGUGUCGCCUGGUGGAGGACAUGCGUACUAAUGCUCUGGAUGCGCUACGAUGCCUGGAAAUUGAGGUGUCAGAUCUACACAAUACAGAGAAAGACCUCAGGGUCUCCAAGGAUGCCUAUAACAGGCUGCAGGAACAGUUCGGUAACAUGCAGAUACACCUCCGAAACGUAAAACUUCUAAAAAUAGAGAGGGACGACCUAAAAGACCAAAUACAACGACUGGAAAAGGAGGUCAUGAUUGCGGCCGAAUUACAGAGUGAAAUCGAUAUUUCUGAAGGCAAACUCGAUCAUAUGGCUAGUGUUCUACAAACUAGGACAGAAAAAAUAAAAUCUUUAAUUGAUGAGAUUUCGUCUUACAAAUCCAAAAUUGUCUCCCUGGAGAGUGAAAAUGCAAACCUGCACAAAGCCAUAGGCAGCCUUCAAGGGUUGCGUUCCAGGUGCUGUGAUCUAGAGACAAAGAAUGACCAUGUCCUACUCUCAAUGGCUCCAUUGAAAACCAAGCUUGCCAGACUGGUACAGAAAUGUAGAGAAAAGGACCACCUCCUGAGAAGGUUAGGGGCAGAGCUGAGAAAACUGAAGAAAGGCGGCGGGGCAGGGGCACUUCUCCAGGAAUUGGCCCUGAUGGAACAAAGAAUGCCCUCUGAAGAGUACAAUACUCUGGAGGAAGAAUCGCACCAGCAAGAAAAUAACCUGAGCAGACAUUCGGUGUCCAUGAUUGACCUUCAGAGGUCACGCUCCAAUUCAUCGGUCAGUGACAACCAGGACUUUGUUGCCCACAGUGACACAGAGAUGGUGACUCAAGUUGCUCGGCGAUCAAACCACUCCACAGAAAGACGGCAAAGGUUACUGCCACCGUCCCACAAGACCCCACUAUUACCGCACAUUCUUGGAGGUCAAAAGUUGCUCAGUUACGGCUCACCAAACGAGUCUCUGCCUGUAGGUCACAUGCCGCCAGAUCCGCUAUUCAUUGCCGUGGCGGAUUACGAUCCUCAGAAAUUCUCCAGAAGUCAACGUCCAUCUGAAGAAUUGAGGCUGAGAGAAUGGGACAGAGUGAAAGUAAUAGGAUCCCUGGAUGACACGGGUUAUUAUUUGGCAGAGGUCGGAGGUCAAACAGGACUGGUUCCAGCAGCCUACUUGCGUCCAGCUAGCCUAGCUGACCAAAGGAAUGGACGCUGGAAAGGUAUCAUGGGACAGAAACUGCCAGAAUAUCUAGAUGCUAGUCCAGAAAGAAUUGUACAGACACAUUUCCAGCUUCAGCAGUUGCACACCCCAAACAGAAGUGGUGCCCCUCUGUCUCCGAGAAUGAAUGGACAUCAUCCAGAAUUAUCUCCCCUUUCUCUUAGAAAUUCUACCACCUUGUCUAGGACAUCUAAUUACCCAGAAUCACCCAAAGACUUCUGGGUCGAAAAGGUCAUCAAUCAAAGCACCCUAAUGUUAGCCUGGACACCACCUAAAUUCACCAACAACAGUCACAGUCGGGGGGUUAAGUGUACUGGCUACAAAAUCUACUUAAAUGGACGACUACAUCAGCAAGCAAGCAGUCCUCACAUUGCGAAAACCAUCGUUAAGAAUGUGGACACGCGCCAGCGUCAGGCAUUCAGUAUACAAACUCUGGGGUCUGGGGGGCAGUGCUCGGAUUUCGUGGAAACACUUCACAAUGGCUCAAUAACGAGCGAUCUGGAGAGCCGUGAAGAAAGUCUGUCUGCUAUCAAGAACCAUGAGGUGUAUUCUACCUCACAUAAACGCAUGUUUGUUGGUGUGUACGACUUUGUCCCAUCUCCUGGUAAACAUGGCCGCCUUGAGCUUCCGUUCCAGGCAGGGGAGAGAAUCCUAGUGUAUGGGGAGGAGAGAGUGGAUGGAUUUUAUUACGGAGAGAUCCAUGGUCGUCGAGGACUUGUGCCCGGUUUCUUCAUUGAGGCGGUUCCUGAACACCGCUAGGGCUGAAUAAUCAGUAAAUCACUGCCAAAAGGUUGUGACCACCAUUACUAUGCAACGAUCAACUGUGAUUCAUCUCGAAAUAUACACAUACUGACCACAUCAUCAUAGAUCAGGAACAUCUCAUCACACAGUUCAUUAGUGGUGGAUCUAGAGGAAGGGAAGGGGUGUGCAAACCUUCAUUGGUUGGAAACUUUUAAUGAUUUCACAUGUCGUGCCAUUUUGGAGUGUGUUACCUCCUGAGAAAGUAACCCCCCCCCCCUUUCAAGAUGAUCUGGAUCUGCCCAUCUUCAUAAACUGUGGACAAGACUAAUUUAUCAUCGAUAAUGUUGAAACAUACAACCUGUAGGGCAUUAACUGAAGUCAUCUUUUAUUUUUGGAUACCAGAUUGCAAUGAAUUCAUUUUAUAUUUUCAUCCAUCAAUAUUUUGUUUACACUGUCUAGAGAUGUCAUUAAAGCACGUUAAAUGUUGCACAGGAUGAAUUGGUGCACAAUUUCCCUAUUAUUUUCAACAGCGCUAACAAUUGUCUUCCAUUUGUUGCACAUUUUGUAUUAAUCAAUGUCAAAACCAAGUAUAUUUAUAAUGUAUGAUAAAAUUGGACGUUCACCUAUUUAAGAUCUGUCUCGUACAGAACUGUUUCAUCUCCAUGUUUUCACAAUGCAUUUAAAAUUCCGUUGUACAUGUAUAUACUAAGUCACAAUACAUUAAACAGUAAAACAUGCUUAUAACGAACGGUCUGGAACAGCUAAUUAAGGAACAGUUUGGAACAGCUAAUUUUGCUUGAAAAUAAGCUUACUUUGUUAUAUUCAUUUAUUCUUUUAAUUAUUUUACUUAAAUUGCCACACGGAAUGAAAAUCGCUUUUUUAAAAGCGUGAUUUCAUUUUACGGGUUCGUUGUAGGCAUGUUUUACGGGAACACCGAUUUCUGAAGGCAAUAUUCUACAACUGUCACAUUUACUUCUAAAUAGGAUGUGGAGAUUGUCACCCCCAGGAGUUAAUACCAGCAGGGCUAUAGUAUGAGUCCUUAUACAAGGCAUUUAUUUAUUGUUUGUUAUUUUUAUAAAUGAUAUUAAAUGAUUAUUUGAUAUA